Messenger RNA from Penicillium subrubescens, 2160 nucleotides. RefSeq names its product pre-rRNA-processing protein ESF1. Bases 1 to 2160 code for a protein of 719 amino acids. Lineage: Eukaryota; Fungi; Ascomycota; Eurotiomycetes; Eurotiales; Aspergillaceae. The record is from RefSeq and is a predicted model, not a curated record. Gene Ontology annotation, molecular function: RNA binding. Gene Ontology annotation, cellular component: nucleus. The transcript is spliced from 2 exons. Gene Ontology annotation, biological process: rRNA processing.
AUGGCAGGCCAGGACAAGAAGAAGUCCAAGAAGACCGGAGCCAGAGAGGCUGGCCCGGUGAUCACUGAUCCCCGUUUUGCGAAUAUCCAAAGCGAUCCUCGUUAUCGCCUGCCGAGCAAGCGCCAGACUCAUGUCAAACUCGACAAGCGCUUCCAGCACAUGCUGGAGGACAAGGACUUCUCCCGCAAUGCUGCCGUGGACCGAUAUGGACGCAAAUUGGCAAAGGACGAUACCAAGAAACAACUGAAGAAGUUCUAUAGCUUGGAAGAUGACGAUGAAGACGAGGAGGACGACGAGGCUCUGAGCGCAGAUGACGACGAUGAGGUCCAAAAAGAGUUGAAGCGCGUGGAAGAACGCUCAUAUGACCCGGCUAGAGAUGGUGGUUUCACAGACUCGUCAUCUGAAGAGAGCUCCAGCGAUGACGACGACGAAGACGAAGCGGAGGUUGAAGAUGAUGAAGUCGAGUUCCCAGACAAGCAGCAAGCCAAUGUGCCGCUCGGAGAGGUUACGAAUCGCAUCGCCGUUGUCAACUUGGAUUGGGAUAACAUUCGCGCUGAGGACUUGAUGGCUUGUUUCUCCAGUUUCCUACCAGCGGGUGGCCGUGUUCAAAAUGUGACUGUGUACCCCAGUGAAUUCGGAAAGGAGCGCAUGGAGAAGGAAGAGAUCGAGGGUCCUCCAAGAGAAAUUUUUGCCUCAGCCAGCGGAGGUCCUGCAGAUGAGGACGAGGAGGAGGAACUUGAUUCUGAGGAGGAAGAGGAGCAAAUUAAGAAGUCUCUGCUCAAGCCCGACACGGGCGAAGAAUUCAAUUCUACGAAACUGCGGCAAUACCAACUGGAGCGACUCCGCUACUUCUACGCUAUCCUUACGUUCUCCAACAAAGAAUGUGCCAAGCACGUUUACGACCUCGUCGAUGGUGCCGAGUACCUUUCCAGCGCCAACUUCUUCGACCUUCGCUUCGUUCCCGAUGAUACCGAUUUCUCCGAUGACAAGCCUCGCGAUGCAUGCUCUCGAAUCCCCGAUGGGUACAAGCCGAACGAAUUCGUCACAGACGCUUUGCAACACAGUAAGGUCAAGUUGACCUGGGAUGCGGACGACAAGUCACGGAAAGAGGCACAGGCUCGGGCGUUCCGCGGUUCUCGGAAAGAAAUCGAUGAGAACGACCUGAAGGCCUACCUUGGAAGCGAUAGUUCCGAGAGCGAGGAUGAGGAAGAUGGCGGCGUGGAGGUGGUCGAUAACACUGCAAACGAGGGCACAAGUGUCAAGCUUUCCAAGAAGGAGGCCGAGAGACAACGCAUGCGUGCAUUGCUGGGUCUGAGCACCGAGCCUACUCCUUCAUCCAAAUCAGCUGGCCCUGUCGGUGAGAUGGAGGUUACCUUCACAUCUGGUCUCGCCGGCGGCCGUGGCAAGGAUACUGAUAUCUUUGAGAACGAGCCUCAAAUUGAAGAGACGGCUCUCGAGCGCUACGUGCGGAAGGAGCGCGAACGCAAGAAGAGACGCAAGGAAAAGCGUCAGGCCGAGAAACGGGGUGAGGAUCCAGAUGCGGAGGGUGGUUCUGAUGCGGAGGAUGAACCUGCUCCAGAGGAGCAAGCGGAAGAAGAGUUGGGCUUCAACGAUCCCUUCUUCGACGACCCUAGUGGCAAGGCUACAUCUGCAGCCCGUCGCAAGGAGGAGAAGCGCAAGAAGCGCGAGGAACGUGCUGCUGCGGAAGCUGCCUCGGCUGCCCAACGCGCCGAACUGGAGCUACUGAUGGUGGACGAUGAGAAGGCCAAGAUCCAGCACUUUGAUAUGAACGAGAUUGAAAGGGCAGAGAAACAGGCCCGGCGGAAGGGCAAGAGCAAGGGCAAGGGCAAGACCAAGGAGGCUGCCGCUGCGGUUGCGGACGAUUUCAAUGUCAAUGUCAACGAUCCCCGUUUCUCUCGCCUGUUUGAGAGCCACGAGUUCGCCAUUGACCCGACCAACCCUCGCUUCAAGGCCACCUCCGGCAUGAAGGCCCUCCUAGACGAGGGUCGCAAGCGCCGACACACUGGAGAUGACGGUGAGCCGGAGGAACCUACGGACAGCCGGGAUCGGUCAAAGAAGCAAAAGAAGGGCUCUAAGGAGUCUGGACUGGAUGACUUGAAACAACUGGCUGCUAAGGUCAAGCGGCGGUCCAAAGCGUGA